AUGAUGAUGCGGUAUUGGAGGUGUAGCGCAAGGUUUUCACAGGCCUCUGUUCUGAUCGGACUGAUAGUGGCUGUCGCUGUGACCACAGCCCUUGAGUUUGAUGGCUUGCCAGGCCAGUGGGUCCGCUACGGACCCUGGGAAGCAGGAGCCACUGGAGAGCUGAGCUUCACCUUGAAGACCAACAUCAGCAAAGCCGUCGUGCUGUACCUGGACGAUGGCGGUAACUGCGAUUUUCUUGAGAUUCUCAUCAACAACGGUCGGCUGCAAUUGCGUUUCGCUAUCCACUGUGGUGAGCCGGCCUCGUUGCACAUGGAGACGCAUGUUAACGACGAGCGCUGGCAUCGCGUGCUGCUCACACGGAAUUAUCGCGAGACAAUGCUGGUGAUGGACGGAGAGGCCAAAGUGGCAGAGGUGAAAUCCAAGCGUAGGGAAAUGAUAGUGGCCAGUGAUUUGUACGUGGGUGGGAUACCACCAGAUGUCCGUCUCUCUGCCCUCACGUCCAGCACUGUCAAAUAUGAGCCACCUUUCCGUGGCCUAAUCGCCAAUCUGAAGUUAGGAGAGAAUUCUCCUGUCCUCCUGGACAGCCAGGGGGUGAAGAAUGAUCUUGAAUACCUGUGUACCAAACAAAACCCCUGCAGCAAUGGAGGACGCUGCUCAAUUCACGAAAGUGAGGUGCUGUGUGAUUGCACCAAGACUGGCUACAUAGGGAAAUACUGCACUGAAGCUAUCCAGCAAGUUUUGGGAGGUAUGGCGCACCUGAAGUUAAAGAGCCAAGCCCCAGGAGCAGCUCCUCUGAUGGCCACUCCUGCAGCAGGUAAUCCAGAACCAGGCCAAGUGGAGUCAGUGGCCACAUUCAAGGGUAAUGAGUUCUUCAGCUACGACCUGUCCCAGAAGCCCAUACAGAGCAGCACAGACGAGAUCACACUGUCGUUCCGAACGCUGCAGCGAAACGGCCUCCUCCUCCACACCGGCAAGUCUGCCGACUACGUCAACCUGUCUCUGAAGAGUGGCGCCGUUUGCCUGGUCAUCAACCUGGGUUCAGGCGCCUUCGAGGCUCUGGUCGAGCCAUCUGACGGCAAGUUCAAUGACAAUGCCUGGCACGCUGUUCGCGUGUCCCGCAACCUGCGUCAGGUAACGAUAUCAGUGGAUGGGCUGUUGACCACCACAGGCUACACUCAGGAGGACUACACCAUGCUGGGCUCUGAUGAUUUCUUCUACGUGGGUGGCAGUCCAAACACCGCAGAUCUGCCCGGUUCCCCAGUGAGCAACAAUUUUAUGGGUUGCCUCAAAGAUGUGGUGUACACCAAUAAUGAGUUUAGACUGGAGCUCUCCCGUCUGGCUGAAUUGCGUGACCCCAAGGUCUCUCUCCACGGUGACCUGACCUUCCGCUGCGAAGAUGUUGCUGCGUUAGACCCCAUCAGUUUUGACACAGCAGCAGCUUACGUAACCCUGCCACGCUGGAAUGGCAAGAAAACCGGCUCUGUGUCCUUUGACUUUCGUACCACUGAGCCUAACGGACUUCUGCUGUUCAGCCACGGGCAUCAGCAGGGGUCGAGAGACCACAGACUGAGGGUGGACUUCUUUGCCAUGGAGCUGCUAGAUGGAUUCCUCUACCUGCUCAUGGAUAUGGGCUCUGGUAGCAUCAAAAUAAAGGCCGGGAACAAGAAAGUCAAUGAUGGAGAAUGGUGCCAUGUGGACUUCCAGAGAGAGGGGAGAAAAGGCACCAUCACUGUUAAUGGUCGUAGCAUGCCAUUUUUCACCAACGAGGGCAGUGAAGUACUUGAUCUGGAUGGUGAAAUGUACCUGGGGGGUUUGCCCGAUAACAGCGGCGGUCUCCCUCUCCCCCCAGAAGUGUGGACGGCCCCCCUUAGGCUGGGCUUUGUGGGAUGCGUGCGGGACCUCUUUAUAGACGGUUGCAGCAAGGACCUGCGGCGGCUGGCAGAGCUUCAAAGUGCUCAGGGUGUAAGCAGCUUCUGUACAAGGGAGACGCACCGAAGGUGCAGCUCCGAGCCCUGCGCCCAUGGAGGCCGCUGUCGCGAGGGCUGGAACCGGCAUGUCUGUGACUGCACUGGAACUGGAUAUGUGGGCCCCAACUGCGAGAUGGAGUCUGCAGUGCUGAGUUAUGAUGGCAGCAUGUUUCUGAAAGUCCUGAUGCCUCAUGCUGUGCACACUGAGGCUGAGGACGUAUCUCUGCGCUUCAUGUCUCAGAGGGCUUACGGUCUGCUCAUGGCCACCACCUCCAAAGAGUCCGCUGACACCCUGCGUCUGGAGCUGGACGGGGGAAGAGUCAAACUAACCGUCAACCUAGAUUGUAUCGGGAUAGACUGUAACCUUAGUAAAGGACCGGAAACUCUGUUUGCAGGGCAUAAGCUGAAUGACAAUGAGUGGCACUCUGUGAAGGUGGUGCGCCGUGGGAAGAGCCUGCAGCUCUCUGUCGACAAUGUGACUGUGGAUGGCCAGAUGAGCGGAGCACACACGCAACUGGAGCUCCACCAUAUAGAGACAGGCAUCAUGACCGAGCGUCGCUUUAUCUCUGUCAUGCCUUCCAACUUCAUCGGCCAUCUGAAGGGUCUCUCUUUCAAUGGUAGGCCCUACCUUGACCAGUGCAAGAAUGGUGACAUCUCCUACUGCGAGCUCAAUGCCCGCUUCGGCAUGCGUCGCAUCGUGGCCGAUCCGGUCAGCUUCCGGAACCGAGCCAGUUUUGUGGCUCUGUCCACCCUGCAGGCCUACGCCUCCAUGCACCUGUUCUUUCAGUUCAAGACCACCAGCCCAGAUGGUCUGAUGCUGUUUAACUCUGGAGAUGGCAGUGACUUCAUCGUGAUUGAGCUGGUGAAGGGGUACAUCCAUUAUGUGUUUGACUUGGGCAAUGGGCCGUCACUCAUGAAGGGCAACUCUGACAAGCCGCUCAAUGACAACCAGUGGCACAACGUGAUGGUGUCCCGCGAUGACAACAAUGUGCACACACUUAAGAUCGACUCCCGCACAGUCACACAGCACUCCAAUGGAGCCCGAAACCUUGACCUCAAAGGAGAGCUUUAUGUUGGAGGUGUGGGUAAGAGCAUGUACAACAGUCUGCCCAAGCUCAUAGCAUCUCGGGAUGGCUACCAGGGUUGCUUGGCCUCAGUUGAUCUAAACGGCAGGCUUCCCGACCUCAUCACAGAUGCCCUGCACCGGGUGGGCCAGGUGGAGCGAGGCUGUGAAGCCGGACCUGGUACAACCUGCACAGAGGAAUCCUGCUCCAAUCAGGGGGUGUGUCUGCAACAGUGGGAGGGGUUUACCUGUGACUGCACCAUGACAACAUACGGAGGUCCCCUCUGCAGUGACCCUGGGACUACAUAUAUUUUUGGUAGAGGAGGAGCGCUCAUCACGUACACCUGGGCCCCCAAUGAACGGCCAAGCACGAGGGCAGACCGGUUGGCUGUGGGCUUCAGCACCCAGCAGAGUGAUGCCAUCCUGGUGCAGGUGGAGAGCUGCCAGGGCCUUGGAGACUACCUGCAGUUGCACAUUGAACAAGGAAAGGUCGGCGUGAUCUUCAACGUGGGCACGGAUGACAUCACCAUAGAUGAGCCCACGGUCACCAUGAAUGACGGCAAGUACCACGUGGUUCGCUUUACGCGUAGUGGAGGCAACGCCACCCUCCAGGUUGAUAACCAGCCCGUCAUUGAGCGCUUCCCAUCAGGGAACAUUGAUAAUGAACGGCUUGCAAUAGCCAGGCAAAGAAUUCCAUACAGACUCGGUCGGGUAGUUGACGAGUGGCUACUCGACAAAGGCCGCCAAUUAACUAUCUUCAAUAGCCAGGCAGCCAUAAAAGUGGGUGGUCAGGAUAAAGGAAGGCCAUUCCAGGGCCAGAUCUCAGGCCUGUACUACAACGGGCUGCAAGUUCUUAAACUGGCCGCGGAGGGGGAUCCUAACGUACAGGUGGCCGGGAAUUUGCGUCUGGUGGGGGACGCGCCCUCCGUCUUGUCCACCGAGAACACCUCAGCCACCCCUCCAGCUGCGGGAGACAUGUCCACCACCAUCAUGGAGACCACCACCACCAUGGCCACCACCACCACUCGUAGACAGCGCUCUCCCAGCCUAAAAGACAGUAUCACACAGAACUCAGAUGACCUGCUGGUAGCAUCGGCAGAGUGUCCAAGUGAUGAUGAGGAUCUGGAAGAGUGUGAGCCCGGCACUGGAGGUGAACUUGUGUUGCCCAUAAUUACCGUGGACACCCAAGAUCCCCUUUCCAUGGCCACCCAUUACCCGGCUAUCCCCGCCCCUCCCACCUCCCUGACCCCUCUCCAGACCACCAAAGAGUCCCUAAUACUGUCAGACCACCGCCCACAAUGCCCUCCAGACCAGGAGGACUGUGGCGACCCUAUGGAGGUGUCAGCCUUUGGCUCUGGAGAAAUGACGGAGUCUGAUGAUGAGGACUUUUAUAAAAACUCCCCCAUGGUCACUGACAGGACUGUCCUGCCACCACCCCCUGCCGUAGGCAAGAGUGGGGGCCAUGGUUCGGGUGAUCACCACCCACCGGUCCCAGCACCCACCACCCACCCUAACCAGCUCCACAUCCCAGCAGGCAAAAUGAACACCCGUGACCAGGUGCUCCUUCCCCCUGCCCCAUCCUCGCGUCACACUCCAGGGCUAACUUACCUGCCUGAUUUCCCCCAUGUGCCCACAGUUCAUCCCACCGAUCUAAUGGAGAAGGUUCGACCCGGCGCCGUGGAAGUGAUCCGGGAGUCCAGCAGCACCACAGGCAUGGUGGUUGGCAUCGUGGCAGCGGCUGCCCUGUGCAUCCUCAUCCUCCUUUACGCCAUGUAUAAAUACCGAAACCGAGACGAAGGCUCUUAUCAGGUGGACCAGAGCUGCAACUCUGGCUCUGAAAGCAACGGUGCCGUAGUCAAGGAGAAGACACCGAGCACGACAGCAGCUGUCGCCAAGACGACCACCAAGGGCAAGAAGAAUAAAGACAAGGAAUAUUAUGUCUGAGGAAUGAGUGUGUGUGAGAAAGAGAGAGAGAGAGAGAGAGAGAGAGAGAGAGAGAGAAGUGAAGGUUAACAGAAAGGAAAUCGGCUGGCUGAGGAUUUUCAGAACUUCAAAUCACCUCCUCUGCAUCCUCAAACAUUUAAGCCACACAAUCUUCUGUUUACUUCUCCUCCAAAAGUUUUUCUCCUCUUCUGCCACAGAAAGAUAAAGGAGGAGGGAAUGAGGAGAAAGGAACAUUGAUGGAUGAAUGAAUUCUCCCUUCUUUGCUGUCUUGCAAAGCCAUUGUUACAUGUAAUUCUAUCUAUUUCAUGUCUAAAAAAAAUCUUCCAUUACAUUCCAGAUGAUGUAAUGCUCUUUACACACUUUGCAAUUAAAAAUGUAUGUUUUGCGUGGUCUGAGCAUCCACAGAAAGGUAACAAAACCCCAUGGACAGGGAGAGAAAACUUCCCUUCAAUAUGCAGGGUUAUAAAAAUGUCUCUAUACAUUGAUUUGCGGCCAUUACUCCAAUAUAUACUUUAUACACCUAUAAAAUUGAGAUGACAAAACGUUUCCUUUUCCCUCACAGUAAUAAUUUAUGUAGAACAGAAAAUGAUUGUGUUCGUUUUUUGCACAAGACGAGCAGAUGCUGCUAUCAGUUCUUGGGGAUAGGCUGUGUUUAAUCUGACACCUUUUUCAGAGAAAGAAAAAUAAUUUGUUUGGAAAGGCAGCAGAUAAGAUCACAUCUUCUGCAUUGUAGUCCUAUUGAGCUGAAAUACCUGAGUAGUUUGGAUAUUUUUUGUCAGGUGUAUAAAUUAAGAUUAAUCUGCCUGUCAUGUAACACAUGGAUCAAAUUCCUUCAUUUUUGUUUUAUCUGCCAUGGUUGUAUAAAUACGUUCUUGCUCAGAACCGCAUAUUAGCAGUUAGACAGCAAAGCCUGCUUUGACACCUCCACCAGAAGGUAUGAAAAUGCUUGGAUGGCUGUUAAAACUGUAAACGGCCAUCUAAUGACCAUUUAAGAGGAGUGUCUCUCUCUCUCCUUGGUGCUGAAACAUAGUGAUCUGUUAGCCUACUAAUUGUGUUCCAUGCAUGAUGUAUUCACAUUCAGCUUUUGAUGAGAGUUAUUUUAUAUGAUAUGAAAUACAAACCAUAAAGUUGAGAACUCUGAUCUCACUUGGAGUGAUUUAGGGCACACAUUUGUCAUGAGAGAGUAAGACAUGGAUAAAAGGAAAAGCUUUGGAAAGCUAGACUAUCCUGAACUGAACAUCAGCUCGGUUGUAUCUAUGUAAAUACAGGACAUUGCUGAAAACACAUAGGAUGCAGGUUUGUGUGUAUUGUGCGUGCAGUAUGUAUGCGUGUGUGUGCGCUUGUGUUUGUCAUUUGUCCCAGUUCGUCCUCUGGCAUGACAAAGAAAUACACAAGACUACCAGAACUCUUUCUUGUGCCCCUUAUAUUCUUUAUGGUGUGAAACUACAGCCCAAUACCCAUCUGAAUGAGACUACAGACAGUGAAACAAACAGGAUAAGGCAAAUAUGUAGAGGAAAUCAAAUCAUAUUUUGAGAACUGUGUGGCAUCUCUGCUGGGAGAGAAUGGAACUUGUGUAACUGUAUUGUUAUGCCAAUUCAACACCUCCCAAACCUUACAGGAAAAGAAACCUGAAAAGGAGUGAACUGACAGGACCUUCAUGGAUAAAGCUGUGCAACUUUGUGUCCAGACUUUGUAUCAAGGAAGGACAACUCCUUGAAAUGAGAAUUAAAAAAGAAGAAAAAAAGAAAAGAAAAACACAGUAUACUGUCUAGAUAUUUCUCACAUUUGAAAAUAUGGGUUUUCAAAAUAUGGGUUUUCUGAAUUGACAUUCCUUGUUAUUACAAAGAGGUUUUUGUUUACUUAAAAAAAAACAAU
Molecule: messenger RNA, 6849 nt
Organism: Xyrauchen texanus (razorback sucker)
Lineage: Eukaryota; Metazoa; Chordata; Actinopteri; Cypriniformes; Catostomidae
Product: neurexin-1-like
Exons: 22
Coding region: 1-4974 (1657 amino acids)
Source: RefSeq, a predicted model, not a curated record